Messenger RNA from Prorocentrum cordatum, 888 nucleotides. The record is from the annotation of a GenBank genome assembly. NCBI's taxonomy places the organism in Eukaryota, Dinophyceae, Prorocentrales, Prorocentraceae.
AUGAGGAAGGCCCCGCACGAGACGUCGACCAUUGGCUCCAUGGGCUGGGAGCUGAAGGCAACCUCGAGCAUGACCAGAGGCACCCCCACCCAGCGAUGCUCCGCCAGGUCGAAGGCGAUGUUGCUGUCCAUCUCGCCUGUCUUCGAGGGCACCUGGAGCUCGGCCACGCUGAGGACGAUGGCCGGGCACCCUGCGGCACCCGAGGAGCGGGCACCGGGCGAGAUGAUCUGGAACAUCCGCAGCGCCAGCAGCUCGCCGACGCGACAGCACGUCUCGAACAUGACCAAGCAUCCGAGCGCAUGCCUCUCUUGGCCAGUCCAACAACUUCCCUGCGAUGGCGCACGCGGCUUGCUAGGGCAGCGGCGGCCGCGAUGCCGGAGGGCCGAGCCGAGCCCAGCGGCGCGUCGAGGCGCAGGCCCGGGGGAAGAGCAAGCGCGCCGAUCCGCCCAGCUGCGGCGAAGCCCAAAGCACAGCGUACAGCGCGCGGACGGUGGACUCCCUCGACUACUGCUCGUCGCAGCGGCGCUCGAUGAAGUCGACCGGGAUCGGAUCCCACGCGGCCGCCGAGAACUGCGGGAGCUCCCGGCACUGCAGAAAGGCGACCAGCUGCCCCAGGAAAACCAGGUAGGAGGCCUGCGUCGCUUUUCUGAUGCGGUUGGCCUGCAGCAGCGCGAGACGAGGAUCCAGACGACCACGCAGACGAGCCAGCUCCACCUUGCGCCGCCGCCCCUGAGGGCGCUGCGCGCGAGGGCGGCAGCGGCCGCACUGCGACCCUCGCUCGGCAGGGCCGCUUGGCUCGGGCAUCGGGGGGGCGGGGAGGGGGGCGACGAGAACGAGGAGGACGCGAGGAGGAGGUUGGGGGGAGGGCGCGCGUGGAUCCUGAAGCUG